GUUGUAAAAGAGUAGUAAUUCCAAACCGUAAACCUUACUGGAAACUUCCCUGCUCCCUCACUUCCUCUAAUAUCCCUUUUUGCCUUAACCUUCGUUAUUUCAUUCAUCCAUUCACCACCUUCACUACCACUCCUGUAAACCCUUCCCUCCAAGCCAUACCAUCCCAGUAUAAAAAAAAAAAAACCUGAAACCGCAUGGACGCGUACCAACAGUCUCAGAUGUACAUGAAUAUGAGGCCGCCACAGCCACCACUUCCGCCAUCCACGUCGGAUCCCCACCACCACCACCACCACCACCAACAAUUCCAGCCGCAAAGGCCACAAGCCCCGUGGUUCCCCAACCAAUUCCAGUACCACCACCCUUCCCAGUCCCCGUCGCCUCCGCCACAGUGGCCACCACCUCCUCCUCCUCCUCCUCCUCACUCCGACCACCUCCCUCCUCCUCCUUCUUAUCCUCCACCUCCACCUAACCCUUAUCCUACGCACCCCCCCGUCCACCACAGCCAGUUCCCUCCUCCUCCUCCUCCUCCUCGUCCACAGCUCCCUCCUCCUCCUCCUCCUCUGCCACCUCAUUCCCAGGUCCCUCAGUCUUAUCCUCAGGCCAAUCAGGAAUGGGGCACUUCAAAUUGGGGUCAACAACAAACUUAUAAUUAUCCUGUCCUUAGCAAUGAAGAAGAUUGGGCUGCUAGGGCUAGAGCAUGGGCAGAUGCUAAAACUGCAAUGGACAAUCAGCAUUCACAGUCUCAAUUUACACCAGCUGGCAGGAUAGAAGACCAAAGUCAUUAUUAUGAUCAGUACCCACAAUCUGUUGAUUCUCAUUAUUCGGAUAUUCAAAAUCAAGCUCAUCCUGCAUCAAGCUAUCAACAGUUUCCAGUAUCAGAUGCACAUCUGCCUUACAGUGUUAGAGACGGGACUUUGGCUGGAGAUUCAAGUGCUAUGUUUCACCAACAAGGAAAUAUGCCCGCAAGUUCAUCUGUUCAUCAGCAGGAGGUACCUUCUAGUUAUUCUUCUAUUACAGGUAAAGAAGAUACUGCAGAUCAAAAUCAGCAGUCAUACAAACUGUUGCCUCCUCCAAAUUCCUCAGCUCAGGAGGGACAGCACCAUGUGCAUCCACUGCCUGCACCCUUCAUGUAUGGCAAUCAGUCAGCUGAUUCCACAGUUAAUCCUGCUGAUCAGCCUUUGGAUUUUGUGCCUAGGUUUAACCAUGAUUAUGAUUCACACAUGCAAUCCAGUUAUGCUCAUCAUGAUUCAGUUGGACCUGUAAGAGGUGUUGACCCUGUUGCAGCAGGGCAAUUAAAUAAUUGGACUCCCCCUGUUACACCUGGUUUGGUUUAUCCUUCAAUUUCUCCAGAUAUUGCAUCAGGGGCACAGCAUGAUCCUUCCAUAGCCAUGCAUUCCUCCAUUCCUGCACAUGCUGCACCACCAUUUGGAAGAUUCCCUGGACCAGGUCAGCCUACAAUUCCAUCUGGUGGUGCACCCUUUGCCCUAAGUGCUGGAACUGCACUUCAUCCUACAACAGCCUUCUCUGCUGAUGCAUAUGGAAUUUCAACUAUUCCUGAACGCCCUAAAAAGCCGUCAGUGCCUAAUUGGAUUAAAGAAGAAAUAAAGAAAGCAGUCAUUACAACUUCUGUAGACCAUCUUAAGGAGGAAACACAAUCCAAUGAGGAUGAAGGCAUUGAUAAAUCUUUUGGGAAGGCUGAUCAGGCAGAUAGUAAAAGCGUUGAUUCUUCUAGGUCAACUGAAGAAGAUGAUGAUGAUGAGGAUUACGUGGAAGCAGCAAGAACUGCAGCAAUUAACCAGGAAAUAAAACGUGUUCUAACUGAAGUUCUUUUAAAGGUUACUGAUGAGCUGUUUGAGGAAAUUGCAACUAAAGUUCUUAGUGAAGAUGAUCUAACAGCUGAUGUUGACCAGAACACUGUCACUUCCAAUCAUAAGGUAUCGCCAUCAUCUCACCCAGCAGUCGCAGUUCCUAAGCCAUCUGCAAAAGUUCUAAUUCCCACCCUAGCAAAGGAUUCUGACACUAGAAGUGUCAGUGAAAAAUCUAGUACCAGUUCCCCAGGAAAUAUUUUAGGUCUUGCAAAUUAUGCUUCUGAUGAUGAUGAUGGAGAUGAUGAAAUCAAGAGCUCCAGUGUACCAAAUUCUAAUCCUGUUCUUCAGCAGUCAAGCAUUGAAAAGCUUUCAGAAGAUGCACAUGGUGCCGCUGAGAAUGGAAUUUCUAAGGUAGAACUGAAAGAGGACAAUAGAAGUCAGAAAACAAAGGAGAGCAACAAUGGUGAUACUGUUAAUGAGAUGAAUAAUAAUAGGGUGGAUAGAGAUAUGGGACACUCAUAUUCUUCCAAAGUGGUUUCUGAAGAUACUGAUGACGGAAUUAAUGUUAGUGGAAAAAUGCUAGAUGGAACCAAUUCCUCUAGAUCGAAGAACACUGCAGGAGUAAUGGAAUCUGAACAUCCUGAAGAGUAUGUCAAUGUCAAGAGAGCAUCAACAGAUGAUCCCCACCACAGUGAAAUGAGAAGGAAGUUAGAUAAAAGUGAUCGACAUGAGAGUAAAAAGAGUUCUGGGAAAGAUGGUGGUAAGAUAAGGUCAGAUGAGAAUGGAGAUGAACGCAGGAGACAAGAUGAAAGGCAUUCAAGAAGGGAAAAAGAAGAUGAUGGGUCAAAGGAGAGAAAGAAAGAUCAAAGUUCUAAGCCUAGGGAAAAAACAAAGGAUUCUGAGUCAAGAAAAAGGUCUGACCGUCUUGAGGUCAAGGAUGACAGAAAAGAAACAGAGAGGCUUCAUAGAGCUAGUGCUAAAGAAGAUACCAAAAGAAAACAAGAACGCAGAAAGGAUGAGGAGGAAGAUAGAUCAAGACAUAAAAAUGCAAGCGAUUCAAGCAGGCACAAAAGAAGGCGUUCUUCUUCCAUCAGCAGUAAGGGUAGAAACAGUAAAGACAACUCAGUUAGUCAUGCCAAUGAUUCAAGUGAUGACACCUCAGACAAUUCUAAAAGGAAGCAGCAAUCGAGAAAACGUCACUCAUCACCAUCACCUGUCAGGUCUAGGAGAAGACAAGUUUCGCGGUCCCCACAUAGCAAGCAUUCUCAGCGCAGGCAUUCUCCCUACUCUUCUCUUGAUACCACCAGGUAUGUUGUCUCUGUAUUCCAAGUUGGACUAUGCUCAGUUUGGCUAUCUGGGUUUGUGUUGAUUGCUCUCUCCCUCUAUGUUACUCAGAGGUUACCUUCUCUCAAUGAUCGGAUCAAAGUGUCAAAACUCAAUCUUGGUGAUCUGGGAAAACCCAGAAUUACCAUUUUCUCAGCUCCUAGCCCAUUUAAUGGCUCUGUUGGGGCUAGGCAGAGUCUAGCUAUUCGGUCAUGGCUUGCUCUGUCCCCACAAAUUUCUGUUGUUCUCUUCAGCCAACAUCCUUCUGUUGUUUCCUUCGCUGGUGAUUUCGGUUCACGGGUUUUGGUUGAACCCAACAUUGAUUUCACGUUUCUUGGUACUCCAUUCUUCCAUUCCAUGAUAGCAAGAUCGCGGUCAUUCACAUCAGAUAUUUUUGUUCUCAUCGAUCCUGAGACCAUUCUUCUCAAUGACUUCAUUUCCACUCUUAACUAUGCUUAUGAACUUGACCGUGAUUGGCUCCUUGUUGCUUCUUCACGAAAUAUUUCCCACUUCCCAUUCUACUUGGAUGAGGCUGGGAAACGUUGGCGAAGAGGGGAUGGCAAGUGGAUGAGAACCCAGGAGUUGCAGGAGAUACUAUGUCAAAGUUGGCAGUGGAAUCAUUGUAAAGGGAGAAUGCUUAUGGCAUGGAACAGCGGGGAUUUGCCCUUACAUACUGGCGUUCUUCCUCCUUUCUUGUAUGGGAAAGGGAUUCACAACAAUUGGCUUAUUAAUGAGGCCAUGUCAUCUGAUUUCAGGUUUGUGUUUGACUCCAGUUGGACCAUCUCAAGUUUCUACCUAUAUGAUCCAGAGCCUUGGUCCAGUGGAGUAGUCGGAAAUUCCAAAGUUUCAGGUAUUGAGAUGAGAAGCUGGGAGUAUGUUGGAAAUUCCUAUAUUGGGGCACUGUAUGGAUCCUUGUUGUAUCAUGAAGCUAAUUAUUCUAGCCUUGUAAAACUAUUGAAGUGUGACAGAAAAUAUAUUUUCUUCAACCCAACGGAAAACUUUGUUUAUCCAUAUGGAUACCGGAGUUCAUUCAGAUUAUGGAAGGAAAGGAUCUUGCAUCCCUGGAGGAAAAGGAGGAUCAUGGCUUGUAUUGAUGGUAUUAAUUCACUGGAAAAAAUACCGGAUUGCUCUCUGAAGGAUCAUAUGAAGCUCUCAACACCAUUAGAAUUUUCAUUCUCCUUGGAGUCUCUCCUUCCUUUUAUUGCAGACAAGAACAAGACAAUUGUUCUUGCAGUUGCUGGAUAUAGUUACAAGGACAUGUUAAUGAGUUGGGUGUGCAGGUUACGCCGCCUCCUGAUUACAAAUUUUAUGAUUUGUGCUCUUGACCAGGAAACCUAUCAGUUCUCUGUCUUGCAGGGCCUGCCAGUUUUCAAGGAUCCAUUAGCUCCAAGUAACAUCAGCUUCAAUGAUUGCCACUUUGGAACAAAAUGCUUUCAAAGGGUGACCAAAGUGAAGUCCAGAAUGGUUUUGACGAUACUGAAGCUUGGUUACAAUGUACUGCUUAGUGAUGUGGAUGUAUAUUGGUUUGAAAAUCCAUUGCCAAUGCUUUACACUUUUGGCCCUGCUUUUCUUGUGGCACAGUCAGAUGAAUACAAAACAACAGGACCAAUAAACUUACCUAGGCGCUUAAACUCUGGUUUCUACUUUGCUCGUUGUGAUGAUUCAACAAUUGUUGCUAUGGAGAGGGUGGUGAAGCAUGCAGCAACUUCUGGCCUCUCUGAGCAGCCAAGCUUCUAUGACACGUUAUGCGGGGAAGGUGGAUCCUAUCGUGUGGGUGACAAUAGAUGUGUGGAACCUGAAACAAAUCUGACUGUUUAUUUUUUGGACAGAGACCUCUUCCCCAAUGGUGCUUACCUAGAUCUGUGGAGGAAGAAAAAUGUUCAAGCUGCCUGUGUGAAGAAGGGUUGUCUUGUUCUCCACAACAAUUGGAUUAGGGGGAGACUGAAGAAGCUGGAACGCCAGGUAUUGUCAGGCUUAUGGGAUUAUGAGUCUAGUACAAGGAUGUGCUUGCAAAGUUGGCACAAUUUCAAAUUGACAAGCUAAUGGGGCCUAGGUGAUGCUUUAUCAUCCUUUAUACAAGGCUCACUUUUGGUUUUCACUUCCAAGAAGAGACAAAAAUUACUCCAAGAAGAGAUACAGAUGAAGCCAUUCCUUCUUCCAUGUUUUUGACUUUGCUGAGCCUUGGUUUCAUCACUGCUGCGUAUUUGGAAAUUAUUAAUUAUAAGAGCCGGCCAUGAAAAAUAAAAUAGAAUAUACAUUUGUCAAUGCUCAUUGGUGCUAGUAUACCUCUGGUAUUCCCUGCCAGUGGAAUAUAAUGAAACAUUUGGAUAUAUGACAUUUGAUUGCUGGCUAUGAUGAAGGGGUGUAUUCAGUUGCUGGGGAUGGGUUACAAUAGAGAAACUAGAAGGAAGAAAUACUUGGAAGGAGCUUCCAAGGACACAGAAUUUAGAAGAAUAUCGGGAGUUUCCAUAUCAUUGGACAUUAGCCUACAAUCAAAGAAUAUUUUUGUGAGGAUAGUUCAUGCAGGUGGGCGAGAGGAAGGGUAUCAAGAUGCGGUUCCUGCAUCUCGAUUGAUGGAAAAAUAUCCUGGGAUGUUUGUUGCCAGGACAGAAGUUUUCACAAAUCCACAUAAGUCCCACUUACACCCAGAAGAGAAUCUCUUGCCUGGUCAGAAAUAUUAUAUAAUCCCAUCCAGGACUGUACAGAAACUGAAGCAUAGAUACCCAGAGAAGGCCCAAGUCAAAGAAAUUUCCAAAGAAGAAGAGUGGGAUUCAAAGAUCAUCAUUGAUGCAGGUGAAGUAAG
Messenger RNA from Quercus lobata, 5934 nucleotides. RefSeq names its product transcription elongation regulator 1-like. NCBI's taxonomy places the organism in Eukaryota, Viridiplantae, Streptophyta, Magnoliopsida, Fagales, Fagaceae. The record is from RefSeq and is a predicted model, not a curated record. The transcript has 17 exons. The coding region runs from base 195 to 5174 and encodes 1659 amino acids. Gene Ontology annotation, molecular function: glycosyltransferase activity.